Selaginella moellendorffii is the source of this 737-nucleotide messenger RNA. RefSeq lists its product as uncharacterized. The transcript is spliced from 3 exons. NCBI's taxonomy places the organism in Eukaryota, Viridiplantae, Streptophyta, Lycopodiopsida, Selaginellales, Selaginellaceae. The coding region runs from base 75 to 638 and encodes 187 amino acids. The record is from RefSeq and is a predicted model, not a curated record.
AUGACCUUUGUGAUCGUGAUUAUGGUAUAUCUGCGCUGGCUGGUAACUUGACUAGAAAAGUUUUCAGAUACAACAUGUUUGAUAACGACGACACGGAAGAGGAUGCCUUCUUUGAAGAGGACUCUUCCGAGGUGAUUAUCAAGUCUGCUCGCCUUUGCGACGAGCAGGAGAGUGCUCGCCUCUUUGGGUCGGACUCACCAUGGUUUCCGUUUCAAGACGAUCUUGAAACGAAUCCACACGUGACUGAAGAUGGACAAAACAUACAUUUUUCCUUAGCAGAUAGCGGCAGCAGCAGUAGCAGCAGCGGCAGCGAUGGCGAAGUAGUUCUUGGUGAGGACGAGGACCUGGUUGACACGGCUACAUCUUCCAACCAAGUCCAGCAUCUGAAACGCGAAGGUCCACGGCCCAAGCGAGACAGGGAGGAGGACGAAGAAGACAGACAGACCCUGGUCGGCAUUACAUCAGACCUCGAAGCGGUAGACUUGGACAGUCUCGAACGCAAGGAAAACGGCGAGAGUAGUCAGUUUGACGAUGGAACACAGGAUCUUCGGCCCGUCUCGGAUGAAGUUUUGGUGUUCGAAAUGGAUAUCUCUCCGGAGGAGAGGAAUGGGCCAGUUACGACAACGUCCGAGUCAUGACGACGCUAGGUAGCGUGACACACGUAUCGAUGUCUAUUUCUUUCUCACAUUUACAGGCUUUUGUUGUCAUCCCGGUACAAGCUUUUUCCGAUUGAUCGA